AUGACUGAGACAAGUGUUACUUCAAGUGGGGGUGAGGGAGGCAAGACGGACAAAGACCAGCAGCAUGGUGCACCGCCCGGUAUUCUUGUCUCUCAAACCUCUUCUGCCCUCUUCUCUGCUGCGUUGCGUGAUGCCGCCCGUUCUACUCUUGGUAAUGAAG
Molecule: messenger RNA, 160 nt
Organism: Perkinsus marinus ATCC 50983
Lineage: Eukaryota; Perkinsozoa; Perkinsida; Perkinsidae
Exons: 1
Source: RefSeq, a predicted model, not a curated record